Molecule: messenger RNA, 8402 nt
Organism: Monomorium pharaonis (pharaoh ant)
Lineage: Eukaryota; Metazoa; Arthropoda; Insecta; Hymenoptera; Formicidae
Exons: 2
Coding region: 1661-2113 (150 amino acids)
Source: RefSeq, a predicted model, not a curated record
GUGGAGAUAGAGAAACGUAGUUGUGGAAUUUCCAUUUCUGGCAUCUUUUAAGUUCUCUCCGCCUGACAGGAUGGAAGAUCGCUUUUCACAUUGCUGUAUUAGAAAUUGUGCGAAUGUCGAUCGUGUUCUUUCAAAUUCAUUCCCUCUACAUUUAUCCUACUGUUAAGGCGGUAUUAAAAACAUGUGAACUAUAUAUUAAAUCAUUUAAUAGUAUAUUACAUGAUCGGUAAAACUUGACAAGUAUUAUCACGUUUUAAUAAAAACAAUAAUCUUAUUUAAACAAGAAUUAUGAUAUAUUUUGACCAUAAUUAUCUGAUAACGCAGUGAAAUGAUGCAUUACUUUUUUGCUUAUUUCAUUUCAUCCAUAAUGCUGUUAUUAUUUAGUACAAAUUUUUUAUUAGGAUGAUAAAUAAAUUAAUCGUACUUUCAGUUAUUUUGUCGAUUAGGAGUGAAGUCUACGUUCCAUCAAUAAACUAUAGAUAAGUAGCCAUAUCGGUUCGCCUUGCCAAGUUUAAAUCGCGAUCCGGCCCGUGGUACUUACUCUUGUACAGUAACGAGCAAGAAACGCGAGCGUCCGCGAGUAAAAUCGCGCUCAGCCAGUCACUUGGCCGCUCAAGAGGAUUUAUAAAGCACCGGCGCGCCAAUUCAAGGAGUCCCUUUUUCUUGAAACCGCGAUAACCGCGACUUCGUUCUCAUUUAGACGACGAAUUAAGAUAAAAGAGGAGCAAAGUCGUCCGUAGAUUCGCCGCCAAGCAGCUCGAAAGAGCGAGCCAAGCAGUCAAGGAAAGAGGGAGGCAGGGAGAAGGGGGGAGGGGGGGGGGAAGAAGGAGGUGGAAGAUCCUGAAAGCCGGAAGGACGAAGGCAGACGCUCCCCCUAACGAGAUUAAUUUGUUUUAUAUGCGACCGCGCCACCGCCACUCUGUAGCAACAUGAAAGUAACUCCUGGCAGAUUGCGAAAGGCGUUUCACCCCGGUAACUCUCUCUCUCCCCCCCUCUCUCUCUCUCUCUCUCUCUUUUUCUCUCUCGGUCCUUUUCUAUGGUGAUGUUGAUCCUGCCAACAGGAGGAUCUCUGAAAAGAUUGAAAAUUGAUCCACGAUCGCAAUAAGCUGGCUGGCGGUGUCGUGAGAGGCUCCCUUUGAAAAAUUGCUAGUCCUGGCCGACUAUCUUCGUGUAACCCGUGCUGGCGCGACAUUAACGUAACUCUAUCGGUCUAUGCUACCAACUGCGUAAAUAGAUACUUUCCGGGUGUUUUCCUUGGCCGAAAAAAUUUAUCACUGUAUAAUUUAACAAAUUUUAUUUAUUUAUCAUAAUUUGAUUUGUUAUAUUUUUAUGUAUCUAAAGCAUGUAAAAAAUGUUGUAAUUGUUAAAGAAAUUGUUUUUUUUUUUUUUUUCAUAUUAAUUACUAUUGUGAGAUAAAGAUUUGAAUCAAUUACGAUUUCCUAAUGUGUAUGCAUUAUCUCCAAACGUUAAUUGUGAUGUGUGUUAUUUAAAUUUUAAAUAAAACUCUAACACCUCUUUCUAUCAAACUUCUCCCACUAAAUGAGGCACAGUUGAAAAAGAGCUCCUCUCUGACUUCGCGAUAACGCUGGAUAUAGGCAGUGCUGUUGCCUCGAAAAAAUCAUUUCCCCGGAACAAAUCGGGAGGAAGGCAGCUCGUUGAAAUGCACGGCGUUCGAAGCGUCAAAGGGAAGGCAAAGUCUGCAGAGCAAUUCCGUCUCGAGUGCGUUUACGCCGAUGCAUCCCUCUUUCUUCCUCUUUUUCAUUCUCGCUUAUUCGUUCUCCCUUGCCGGUAUAGCCGCAGCUAUUAUUUUUCAUCGGUGUUGGUAACUAUAGGUACGCCAGAGACGAAAGAGAGCUUCGAAAGAGGGAAAGAUAAAUCGAGAGAGUGGCUGCGAGGCAGAAACGGCGGGCAGAAAGAGGAAGACAUAGGUAGAGAGAGAAGGAAAACGACAGGGCGACAUGGAUGGCAGGAAGAGAAAGGGUCGCAUAUCGAUUCCGUGUGUACUUUUGUCACGUUGUCUCAGGACAUUACCUCACAUGUAAAAGGAUCUUUCGCAAAUAUGACCAUUAAACAGUCGCAGCACGACACAACGCUGUUGUUUGACGGUGUAUAAACGCACAUCUGCUGUCCUCUGUCAGGUUAACAUGAACUCAUUGAUACUAAAUAAAUAUGCGAGUACCCAAAAAUAUCACAUUGCUGAUAAUAUUGUGAUAACAUAAAAUAUAACUUAAAUUUCCGAUAUGUGAAAAUUUUUGAUUAACAAUUACAUUUUACAUUUUGUAAUAAUAUACAUCAUAGUAAUGUAAUCCAUAAAAAAAAGUUGUAAAUAUUAAAUAUACAUUGCUGUAUCAAAGUUCUUAUCUCCUUCAAUGUUCUCAUCUCCUUCAAUGAAUCAUAUUAUUAACUGACUAUAAACUAAAUUUGAGAAUAAAAAUAGAAUGACAAAUCUUUUUACAUCUUUUUUACCUAUGAUAAAACUUAUACACCCGAGCUUACAAAUUAUUAAUUUUCAAUCAACGAUGGUACAGCAGAAAAUAAAAACUGAAAGACACGUGGCAUGACUCGAAAAUUUGAGAUGGCAGUCUUCCCACGCGUAUAUCUUAACCCUUAUCCGUAUCCAACUUCUCCCUCAACCCUUUCGCUCCCUUUGCUCUCGAGAUCCCUCGUGUCCCUCGGGCAUUCCAAUGAAAUCUACAUACGAAAAGGAGGAGUGCUUUCCCAUGUCCCUAUCUUGCGGACACCAGGCAACCUAUCUAUUCAAAGAAACCUAAUCUUCUUACCCUUGAGACGAGAAAUUCUUGGAGGAUGUUAGUCACGUGACAUUCAAAUUUUAAAAGAUUACUCUACGCCGCGUAGAAAACGAAGAAGAAUUGCAAUUCACGUAAUGGAACGUCAGAUUUCAGAUAAAUCCGACAGUGUUGAGGCACUACUCGUAUUAAAGUGUACAAGAGUUGAGCGCGCGGGUCUUGCAUUGUUAUUAAUAAUAUUUUAUCUACUUUAUAUUAAAUGUGCAUAUUAAAUGACACGUGUAAUUAAUUUGUGAGCAAUUGAUUUUUUUAUUUAUUAAGCGAUACUGCACAAGCCUUAUAUAAAUCAAUACAAACAAGUCUUUCCAUAGUUACCUGGACAGAUUUCACCGGUCAGCCAAAGGUCAUCGACCUGACACAGCGUGGGUCUAUCGUAUUUUCGAGGAGAGCCAAAUGUAAUUAAGUACGGCACGAAUCAAUCGAAUGAAGAAAUAGACGGUUACUAUCGGCCGAAAGGGGGGAAAAAAACGAAGUAAAAAGUAGAGGAACAGGAUCGAUAGCUCUCGGAUGCCAACUGGGCGCGACAUCUGCAUGCAGAUGCAUCCCGAGUGUUCUCACGUUACUCAGGUGGCGACUGACUUUCUGAAUAAAUUACCGGCGCGAGAGAAACGUAAGUCCCCGAAACAUUUAUAGACACCCUGUUGUGUACACGGAUACGCCGGGGAUAAUGGGCCUACCUGGUUCUUCAACCCCUUCCGCUUCUUUGGCCGCCGGCUGCACGAGCGGACCCCACUUUAUGCUCGUUAUGCCAUUAUUUCUCGAGUCAGUUUAUUACCAUCGACCUGUGUCAUCCUUUAUGCAGAAUAAUUUGAUAUCCCGGGCAUCGAAAAGGGCGCACACAAGAGCCUCCUCGCGCACGUCCGUUUUUCACGUUAUUCGUAGCCAGCUAAAUUUCUGCUCUCAGUGACAUUCUUAAUUCCAUAGUCGCUAACAAAUAGAUGAAAUUAUACGUGGAAAUUAAUUGUCUAUUAAUGUAUAUUAAAGCGCGGUGUUUUCAACUCAAUGUACGUAAUAGGGUUGGAAUUUCGUAUGCCCGGUUGACUUAAAUUUGAAGAUUUUGUAAGAGGAAAUAGUUAUCUGCAAAUUAAAAAGAGCAGCCCUUAUUAAAUUCUUUAAUAUCAAUUAUGACAUUUUACAAAUCGGUACUGUAUUUAUUAUAACGUUGAUUGCAUGCCGAUACAAGACAAAUAUAUAUGAGGAUAAGGACUUACGUUGACGUCAUGACAUUAAAGAAUGAUUGCGUGUCAAGAGAGAAUAGGAUAAAUGCGAGGUUGCGAUAACGUGCGUACAAGUCGCGGCGGUGUUUGUUUCUGAAUGACGGCAGGCAUCUCGCUUUGCCGAGUGUACAAACGACUUCUUGUUCGCAAAACAGAAAUUACCGCGGCACAGCGUGGCGCUGAGGAAGGACAGUAGAAAGAUGAGGACACGAAGAUUCCAUUAAGGGGUAACCGGCGGUAAUGAAUGGAAGACACCCCCUAGUGCCACCCCGAGAUCUCCUACCCCUGAAUUUCUCGUUCACUUCUCUUUCUCCUCCUCCUCCUCCUCCUUCUCCACCCCUAUCUUCCUUUUGCAUUCUCUCUCUCUCCCUCUCUCCCUUCCGUCUUCGUCUCUCUCUCUCUCUCUCUCUCUCUCUGUCUCUCUCAAGUUCACCGCUGCAAUGGCUUGUCCUCCUUGCACCAUCUUUACUACGACCAGGGAAGGCCAGCGUAAUUUUCCUCUCGGUAAAAAAUACUCUCGUUUAACUUUUCCUCGCUCAUUAUUCCCUGCCGCCCUGACCUAACCCGACUUGACCCCGAAGGCGGCUUCCUUUAAUAACCCAGAAAGAAAGAGGAGUACCGACGACCGAUGCUAGGAAGCGAGAGGGAUAUAGGAAGCGAGAUCGGAGGAGACCGAACGGGAGGAAGAGAGACAGGAGUAACGCCAAGGGCAAUCCUUGGAUGCUAAUUUGUAACUGGGCUACUUCCGGGACAGUGGUUCCCCGUCGCGCGCGAAACUUUAUCUAACUAUCAUUCUCAAAUUACGAGAAUGCUAUUUGUACGGAUUGAACGUACCCCGACGAGAAUUAGGAAAGUUUUUUUCUACGAAUUCAGUGACUUUUUCAUUCUAAAACUUUUAUUUUUAUCAUUUAACCGCAGUAAAUUAUCAAUUUCUUGAAUUAUUAAUACGAAUAUUUUAUUGUUGUAUUACGUCAAUGUACGUUAAAUGCUUGAUUACACAUUUUUCAAUUAUUCUGUGAUAAACAAUUUACUUCUAGUUGCAAAUACUUAUUAAAUAUAAAUUUUUGUAAGAUGCAUUAUACAAUAUUUUAUCAAAUAUGUUGUUUAUUCUUUUUGAUGUAGAGUUUAUCAAAACUUGAAUUUGUGAACUGAAAGACAAAAAUGUGAAUGUUUAUUGUAAUUUUAAUAAACAGACAUAAUAAUAACAUGAGUUGAUACGAUAAAUAAUUAAUAAUUAGAAUAAUUAUAUUUUUGAGAUAUUUAUAUUAUAUUUUGUGUAUAUUUUUUGAAUAUAUUUGUGAUGUUUCUUAAUAAAAUUGGUAAAGCACAAUAUGUCUGUUUGGUACAAUGUAUAUGCAGAAAAAUAUUUUUGUUGCUUAUACACAUACAACGGCAUAUAAAAUAGAUACUACAUAAGAUAAACAUAAUUGUAUAUUAUAUAAUAUAUAAGUAAAAAUGUACAACAGUAUAAUUAAUUUUUUAAGAUGCACAAUACGAAAGAUAUGAUACGGAAAAACUUGAAUUUAUUUGCGUUGAAGAAUUGAAGGCGACCGAUACUUUAUGUAGCAACAGCGCCAGAGGAGCCGUUAAUAAAACGGUGGUAUAAUCAGAAGGAUGAGCACCUUGAAAGAUCCUCCGGUAGCACGGCGAGGGAUGGUUUUCCUUGCAUCGGCAAUUAGUCUCAUCCCCCCUGGAUACCCUUCGUUCUAUCCUGCCGGUUAUAGCAACCAACCCCAUCCAUGGCAUUUAAUUACCUUACCAACCCCAGGCUAACAGCCUCGGGGCCAAGGUCACGAGCCAUUCAACUCCUCGUAUUUCUCAGCCCGUGGAGGCACACUGACCGCAUUUGCCUUUAAGCCCUACUUCUAAGUGUCGAUUGUUUCUGUCUUGAAUUUCGGAAUUUCCUUCUGAUUCACGCAUGAUCAGUUAUUAUCAUGCCUUCGCUCGUUUGCUUUUUACGAACACUGACUAUUACGAUUAUUGAUUAUUUUGGGGAUAAAAUAAGAUAAGAGAAAAAGAAAGUGCGGAUGAGAGGUACUUUGACAUUGUUCUUUUAUUACUUUUUUUUUUUUUUAAAGAUUAGUUGCUCAAUUUGUUUAAUUCGUUUCCGUCGCAUCGACCGCAAUUUUAAGAGGCCGAUGAUUUUCAGGGUAUUACAAAGCCAUUCAUUUUACUUCGAGAGGAUGCGGGGCGAUCGCUCGCGAUAGUCGAUCGAUAAGCCGUAAAUUCGCACGACCAUUUUGCGCGCCUACUUCUAUCCACUUCAUUGACAAGAACGAUGAAAAGACGGCGUUCCUCGGCGCGUUCGUCUCUUUUUUUGUCGAGUUCCACGCGCUCGCGUGCUCCGGCGCCAUAAUCCAUAAAUCACCGGAGGCCUCGAUUCUUUAUGGGUUAUGGAAGAGAGUACGCGGGGCCUCUCGCGCAGUCGAUAUAACACCCCCCCCCUUCCCCCUCCACCGACGUCGUUCGAUACCCCUGCGAUGUCCCAUUCGCGUUUUUAUUUAUUUCCGUGGAGUUAACGAACGAGACGCCGGCUAUUGUACGCUUCCAUCGGCCGCCGUGCCGCUGGUGCGACAACCUUUUUACGAUCGAUUUGCAGAGACGCCAUUUUCGCCGGAGUUUAUACCGGUACAACCUAUAAUCUCAUAAAUCAGGCAUCCUAUCUGGCUCCUCCACAUCCUCCCGAUUCCUCGCGAGAGGUGACUGUGCCACCGCGCCGCUGCUUAUCCUUACACCAACGCGAAAUUCCUUUUUGCAUUCCGCGAGGAUAAUUCUGCGACGUACCGGCAAUAAUUCUUACAGUGGAAUGGAGAGAAUAUUAUGGCAGGAUAGAGUCUCUUCUCACGGAUCCUUUCGUCCCGAGCACAUUGAUUUACGCUAUGCACCAGCGUGCGGUGUUAAACGGUAUUGUAUAUGCUGGAUAUCGUAAUACUAGUACGUAUUGCACAUGAUGAAGUGUGAGGCAACGUUUCCCUCUUCUACUGUUUGGCUUCUUUAUGUAUCAUUAGAGUACCAGUAUCGAAUGGUAUAGAUAUAAUCGGUGCGCAGUGUGCGCUCGUUUGAAUUUAGUUUUAUCUAAUAUAAAGUGUAAUAUAUUAAAAUAUAUAUUACAAUUUUUUUAUGUAUAUAAAUACAUGAAAAAUGUAUAGAAUAGACACUCAAUCAUUUUAAGACAAUGCUGUGCCAUAAUUUUCAAGUUUCUAAAAACAGAUGAAUAUACAUUAUGGGAGAUUUCAUGUGUGCGGUAAACUUUUUUGUACUCGUGCUGAAACAGUGAAUUUUCGUUUUAUAAUCAAGUGAUUUUUAUACGAAAUAAUGAAAACCAUAUUGCACCCCGAGCGAUAUCAGAGAGACGCCAUUUUACGCGAAGAAGAAAUUCACGACUUAUGUCUUCUUCUCUCGCGCAUACGAAUACAUUUAGAGGGUAGGUCAACCGCCUCUGCAGCACGAGAUGGCACACGGGAAGCGGAGGGGGAGAAUGGGGUGUAUGUGAAGGCGCGCACACAUACCAUACCAGGGGAGGGUACACCUCGGCCGCCCCCGAGCUGCGCAGAAGUUCCUUCCUUCCGCUUGAUCGACAUCGAUUCCAAGAUGGCGGCCGGACGGUGGUGCGCUCACGGCAUACAUAUCGGCCCAUUCUACGAGCCACCCCGCCCUUAGGGGGACCCCUUUUACUUCCACGAUCCACCCUCUCUGCCACCCAUCCUGACGUGCUCGUCCACAUCGUAGGGUGAGAUCGUCCUGGGGACGUCAGAGGGUGGGGGUUGGGAGGUAUAGUCGGCUCACGAGAUGUCCGGACCGAUAUCGGAAUCGCAUUAGAACGCCGCGCCACUUUCGCCCCCGGGAACACCGAACCACCCUCCUUCACAUUCACCCGCACCGCUCGCUUCUCCACGCCCGUCCGUCGCCCGUGACUCCUUUUUCCUUCGGCUGGCUUCAGAAAUAUCGGAGGAGCCUCACGACCACGCCUGCCGAUCCACCGACGUGCCUCGGGCCCGAAAUACCGUCUACUUAUACGCCGAGUAUAGAAUAUUCCUUCGUUUUUUCCUUUAGAAGCUUCAUAAAGUUUCCAGUAGCUUAGACUUAACGUUUCGCCUUUCGUGAGGCUGUAAGUCAUUUUUACGCUGUUCUCUUCGCGGUCGAGUCGAUCUCAUGUGGAAGGUUUAAUUCUGGAAAUACUUAGUAAAAUAAAAUUACACAAAUUGUAAAAUUAAUUGUGCAUUUUAUGUUGUAAUUUAUUAUACUAGAAAAUUGAGAAAGAAAAGAUUUGUCGAUUAAAACUUUUAAAUUUUACUGCUUAGUCAAAAUUUAUGCGCUAAGUUAUUUGUAAAUAAAUAUUGCAACAAAUCGCAAAAAUUUAAAUUAUUUUUAAGAAAUU